CAUAUUGUCAUCCAUCCGAUUUCGUUGACAUGGUUCGUUCGUCGUUCUUGGAUUUAUUGAAAUUGUUUUGGAAAAUCCAUAAAAAUAGCUCUAUUUUAGUGCUUAAAUUGUGGAAUUGAUUUGUGCCUCAAUAUUACGCUUCACAAACUACCUCCAGAACGAGAGUUGAAGAUAUCUUUGCUGCAAUAAGAGACUUGAUACUGGUUGGAACAAACUGUAACUCUAUCAACAUGAUCGGAAUAUGUUUAUGACGUUCCAGUGCCAGUGAUCAGCUAAAGUCUUCCCCAAUUCGAGACUGAGUGUGUGCGAGCAGCAAGCUCAAAGAACACACAAGCAACAAAUUUUAAGGAAGGCACCCGUGAAUGGCCAAAGCCACGUCUUCUCAAAGGACAUUUUUGUGAGAGCGGCUGGUGGGCCGCAUGCCCCACGCGGCGCCCGCCAUGUCGGCCGCGGCGCGCCACCCCCACUUCUACACGGUCGAGGUCGGCGACACGCGCUUCACCAUCCUCAAGCGGUACCAGAACCUCAAGCCCAUCGGCUCCGGAGCGCAGGGGAUCGUCUGCGCGGCAUACGACACAGUGACACAACAGAAUGUGGCCAUCAAGAAACUUUCCCGGCCAUUUCAAAAUGUGACGCACGCGAAGCGCGCCUACCGCGAGUUCAAGCUCAUGAAGCUCGUCAACCACAAGAAUAUUAUCGGGCUUCUCAACGUGUUCACCAACAAUAAGAUAAUCGGUCUGCUUAACGCGUUCACGCCCCAGCUGUGCCAGGAGGAGUUCCAGGACGUGUACCUGGUGAUGGAGCUGAUGGACGCCAACCUGUGCCAGGUCAUCCAGAUGGACCUGGACCACGAGCGCAUGAGCUACCUGCUGUAUCAGAUGCUGUGCGGGAUUAAGCACUUGCAUCUGGCUGGGAUUAUUCAUCGGGACCUGAAGCCGUCCAACAUCGUGGUGAAGAGCGACUGCACGCUGAAGAUCCUGGACUUUGGCCUCGCGCGCACCGCGGGGAGCAACUUCACCAUGACGCCCUACGUCGUGACAAGAUACUACCGCGCGCCUGAGGUGAUCCUGGGCAUGGGCUACACGGAGAACGUGGACAUCUGGUCGGUGGGCUGCAUCAUGGGCGAGAUGAUCCGCGGCGGCGUGCUGUUCCCGGGCACCGACCACAUCGACCAGUGGAACAAGAUUAUUGAGCAACUGGGCACCCCCUCGGCCGCGUUCAUGGCGCGCCUGCAGCCGACUGUACGCAACUACGUGGAGAACCGGCCGCGCUACUCCGGCUACAGCUUCGACCGCCUGUUCCCGGACAUCCUGUUCCCGAGCGACUCCAACGAACACAACCGACUGAAGGCGUCCCAAGCCCGCGACCUUCUCUCUCACAUGCUGGUGGUGGACCCGGAGCGCCGCAUCUCCGUGGACGACGCACUCCUGCACCCCUACAUCAACGUGUGGUACGACGAGCAGGAGGUUAAUGCUCCGGCCCCAGCCGCCUACGACCACUCGGUGGACGAGCGCGAGCACACGGUGGAGCAGUGGAAGCAGCUCAUCUACCAGGAGGUGGUCGAGUACUCCGCGCCGCCGCCGCCGCCCGCGCCGCAGCCGCCGCCCGCGCCGCAGCCCGCGCUCACCACAUAGGUUUCAACAGAACUCACGGCCGAAAUUUAACCUGCAGAAUAUAGUGUAAAGACUCGGAAAGAUUUCAGUCUUCUUAUACCAGGUGAUCGCGUCAGAUUCUCAUUAAAUCAAUUGUUAUAAAAUCGGCGAGAAAAUCUAUUAUGAAAAAAAUACCUAUUUGUGACGACAGGCUAGCAGUUGCACCCUCUUUGUAAAUAAUGUCUCUGGAAAAUGUGCAAUUUCUCGGUGAAAAAUAUAUGCAAGUGCAAAAUUACUAGUGAUUUCGGCCCGUGUUUUUCUUUUGUACAAAGAGUGAAUUUUUCAAAGACAAUAUUAUGAUAGAAUAAUAAUACAAAUGUAAUAUUGCCAGCGUGAGAGGUAGCGUAGGAUGUCUGUGUAAGUUUGUAUACUCUAUAGCUACAUGUAUUUGUUUGAUCACAUAAAGCAGCUAUCCAACAGAGCGGUGUAUUUUACAGAUAAAUAUUAUAACCAUGAUUAAAAUUAUGAACAUUUUGUCGAUAUUUUGCGAGCAUAGAGCGGAUAGAACACGCGCUGUUUGAAGGUUGCUUUUAACGGUUAACCUCUUUUCUAGGACGUAGUAUUUUCCUAUAAUAAUCUUAUGAUGUAGCAUAAGUUAUAUUCAGUUGGUCCUUUUCAACGGUAACUCAGAAUUUACGUUUCUUACCCCCCGCAGUCCCAUGUUAAUUGUAAUAUGAAUUAUAUAAGGAAACGGGCCUCGAUAGGUACUUGCGUUGAAUAGAAACAACGUUUCAAAAACUGGAACUUUGCUGUACAAAUGGUUAUAAAGCUUUGCAAAAGUCCACUUUUUACCAUCACUUGAAAUGUAUUCCCGCAUUGUUAACACUCAUGUAUGUGUUUACCGAGUAAAAAGUGUAAUUUUUCAUUAAAAAUAAAAAAGAUAUUUGUACACAAGUAGUGAGUAGCUCGUGCCCCGAUCCACUGUAAGUAGGAGUGCCUUGCCGCGACCGCGCGCCGCCGAGGACUGACGUAGCAUCAUUAUUGAAACAUAGACGCUAAAGAGAACAAUAAUUUACAUUGAUAAUUACCUUGUGUUAAAAUAAAUGUGAAUUUUCCCUUCAGUAGGACGAUUUUAAAUUUUAUGAUUAUGAUCUUAUUUAUUGUUAUUAUGAAUUAGUAUUCUAUUCUUAAGGUCUAACUUCCUAUCUUCCCGAGCUUGGACCGUUUGCCAGCACGCUGGUCCACUGCGGGUUGGUAGGUCUUUAUCUAGAUUUUAACUAUUUUAUUUUUGUUCUAGAUGUGAUGGUUAUGUUAUGCAUUAAGAGCGAUGGUGUACAUUAUGUUUCGGUAAACUCAUUGUUGGAUUCGAAAUCAAAUGUCACCGCCGCUGUUAUGUAUUUUAUUAUGAAUUUCUUUUUAAUGUGCAAUUUUUAAAUGUAUCUUUGUAAUGGCUACUUUAUUACUGUAUGUGUGACUUGCUCCAUAACUGACUACAUCUCCUGUGACUUCCGACAGCCAAUAUCUGACCAAUACAUACAAUUCAGUGCCAUUUAAAUAUUGCCAUAACAAUAAUGAAUUUGCAAUAGAGACGUUAAGAGCAUAUAUUUAUGUAAUUCAUAAUUAUUUCUAGUGGUAAACAUUAAACAAUAUAACCUAGUAUUUCGGGAUUUUGUGAUGUUGAUAGUUUUUCGUAUGUAGCCUUAGUCAUUACGUUGUUGAUAUUGUAUUGACUCUGUAUGAGAAUAGUGGAAUAAGUAUAUUAUUGAAUAAGUAGUCUUUUAUAGGAUUCCUCUCGCGUCGCAGCCGAGACGGAGUCGUGUAGUAGACACGAGGCAGAGUCCUGUGGUAGACACGGGGCGGGCGCUCGACGCGCGGGGAACAUUCUAGAAUAUUGUUUGGAACCUCACAUAAUAGGUGAUAUAAUAUUAUAAGAAUGCAAAUGAAUGAUGGUAGUCGAAAUGGGCUGUUUAAAGAAUAGCACAAUUUAUCAAGUAAGUUGUAAAAAGCUGGACGGUAGAGUUGCAGACCGGGCACCGACAAGAAACGAUGACAGAAUGAAAGCAAUAAUACAAAUAAUACAUUUCCUACUUCUUUCUAGCUGCGAAUAUCAUCGUUUUUAUUUAUGUAGGGUUAAAACAUAUCACAGUUCACGCAAUAGAAGUAUACCCCGGUAAUAAGCAAUCUAUUUUUGUUAGUUUUCCCGCUACUUUUCUUUUGUUCCAUUUCAGUCAUUUUCGGCCGAGGCUUGCUGUGUGAUUUGUAUAAAAAAAAAACUAAAAAAUAUAUAUAAUUUAAUCCAAAAGCGUAAAUGAAAUAAAUAAGGUUUGUAAAUAAUAUGGAGACAAAAAUAUAUACCAUAAUGGAACAAAAGAUAAGUAUAAAUUUCCUCUUGACUUCAUUGAUAAACGAAAGCUAUUUUCCGUUUACAAAUGAAGGCCAUUUUAUCUAUAAUGACUAUUUAAAAGAAAAACUUGAUAAAAUUCACAACUGUACGUCCAAAUUGUCCAUUGUAAUAUGUUAAUGUACCUAAUACAAAUUACAUUAAUGUAAUCUUAGUAUGUAUAUCCUAGAGCCUUGGCAACAAGAGUAAGUUAGUCGCCAUGUUGAUCACUACCCACUAGCGAAACGGAUACGUGAACUCACUUCAAUGACUAUCUAAAACCUUAUUUUUACUGUACACGUAAGUUAUUUCAUAUUUUAACUGAAUAAAAUCAAAAUGGUUAUUAUAAA
Plutella xylostella (diamondback moth) is the source of this 4322-nucleotide messenger RNA. NCBI's taxonomy places the organism in Eukaryota, Metazoa, Arthropoda, Insecta, Lepidoptera, Plutellidae. The record is from RefSeq and is a predicted model, not a curated record.